Messenger RNA from Sinocyclocheilus grahami, 666 nucleotides. RefSeq names its product olfactory receptor 10A4-like. The record is from RefSeq and is a predicted model, not a curated record. The annotation marks the transcript as partial. The transcript has a single exon. Gene Ontology annotation, molecular function: G protein-coupled receptor activity; olfactory receptor activity; odorant binding. NCBI's taxonomy places the organism in Eukaryota, Metazoa, Chordata, Actinopteri, Cypriniformes, Cyprinidae. Gene Ontology annotation, biological process: G protein-coupled receptor signaling pathway; detection of chemical stimulus involved in sensory perception of smell. Gene Ontology annotation, cellular component: membrane.
CAAAUGUACACUUACUAUACUUUUUUAUCCCUUGAACCGUUUUCCUUAUGUAUUCUUUCUUAUGACAGGUUCAUUGCGAUCUGUUUCCCUUUAAGACAUGAGUCUAUAAACACAAACACCAGAAUGGCUUAUAUAAUCAGUGCAGUUUGGUUCUUUUCUAUUGUUAUAAUUCUCUAUGCUGUUACAUCCAUCCCAACCCUGUCCUUUUGUGGCUCUCUUGAGGUCCACAGCUAUUUUUGCGAUUAUGCUCCUGUUUUAGUACUUUCUUGUGGUGAUACAACAUCCCAGUGGAACUAUGCCACUGCUUUAACUAUGCUCUUCAUUACUUUACCUUUGAUUUUUAUUUUCUUGACCUACAUGGGUAUACUGACUGCUGUAUUCAGAAUGAAAAAUAAUCAGAGCCGUUAUAAGGCGCUGACCACGUGCACAGAGCACCUCAUAUUAGUGGCCCUUUUCUUCAUUCCUAUUGUAAUCAUCUUCUGUUUUACAUUUUUUGGAAUUAUUUGGAACCCCAAUGUAGGUCUGGUGAGCUUGUGUCUGUCAUCCCUCCUCACACCUUGUGUGAAUCCCAUCCUCUACUCACUGAAAACUAAAGAGAUUCGAAGCAGGAUUCAUUCUUUGUUAACCCAGAGACUGUCUGUUCAUCCUCUAAGAAAUGUACAUUAA